AUACCCAGACGCUGCAACAUUGUCGUUUCGUCGAAAAGCAAUCCGUAAAAUUAUGCAUGCACGCUAUCUCGAUCGAUCGUAACACUAGGCCUAACAGGGAACGGAUAGAGAGCGGAGCGGACCAUCAAGGUAAUUAAUACAACAGAAGACCAGAAUGUCAAACGGCAAGUUGGAUAAAGCCAGUGCCAUGAGCAGCGGGUCAGAUUCCAGUGAAGAGGGGAAUGUGGAGAGGGGGAACUGGUCAAGGAAGUUGGACUUUGUUUUGUCCUGUCUGUCAUACGCAGUGGGGCUCGGAAAUGUCUGGAGAUUUCCCUACGUCUGCUAUAGGAAUGGUGCAGGAGCCUUCCUGAUUCCUUUCCUGAUCAUGUUGUUCAUCACCGGGAUCCCCCUUGUCUUUAUGGAGCUUUCCCUGGGUCAGUACGCCAGCACUGGGGUCGUGGGUGUGUGGAAAGCAGCACCAUUAUUUCAAGGAGUUGGCUGGGCCAUGUUUGUUGUGUCGGUGUUCAUCUGCAUCUACUACAAUAUGAUCAUUGCUUACACCUUGUAUUAUCUGUUUGCCUCCCUGGCUGCCAACCUUCCCUGGGCUGAGUGUGGCGAAUGGGCCACUGAAGCUUGCAGUACUGAUAUAAAAGUCAAGAUGCUGAAAUGCCAGCGGUAUAACAAUACAUGGUGUGACAACCAAUGCGUUAACUCCACAGCAGUCGAUUUUUCCUCCAUGAAUUGUACCAUCUACAAUGGCACAACGAAACUGAAAUCGCCCAGCGAUGACUAUUUCCAUCAUAGCGUCCUCAGCAUCACUGGGGGUAUUUACUCCCUGGGCGACAUUAAAUGGGAGCUGGCAGGCUGUCUGGCCUUCGCCUGGGUGCUCGUCUGCAUCUGUCUGGCCAAAGGCAUCAAAACAUCGGGAAAAGCUGUGUACUUCACCGCCUUCUUCCCCUAUGUCGUUCUCCUGAUCUUGUUGAUCCGCGGGCUGACCUUGCCCGGGUCACUGAAUGGAAUUGUGUACUACGUCACUCCACAGUGGGAGAAGCUGGGCAGAGCAAAGGUGUGGGGGGACGCCGCCGUGCAGAUUUUUUUCUCCCUGUCUCCGUGUUGGGGUGGACUGAUCACUCUGGCCAGUUACAACAAGUUCCAUAACAAUUCUAUGAAGGACGCCAUCAUUGUGUCUGUUUUGGAUUGUGUCACCAGUGUCUUCGCUGGUCUAGUCAUUUUCAGCAUCAUUGGUUAUAUGGCAGAGGUGCUGGAGCAAGAUAUCGAAGAUGUUGCCACUGAAGGUGCAGGACUAGCCUUUGUAGCAUACCCUGAUGUAGUGACAAAACUCCCCCUUUCACAAUUGUGGUCUGUGCUUUUCUUUGCUAUGCUAAUCACCCUUGGACUUGGAACUCAGAUUGCCACAGUGACUACAGUACACACUACAUUACUGGAUCAAUUCCCAAAUCUCCGGAAAGGCUACAGAAAGACUGUCCUACUGAUCAUCAUUGCGAUCGUCUGCUUCUUGAUCGGACUCAUCUUCUGUUCCCAGGGGGGAAUGUACAUGCUCCAGCUGUUUGAUAAUUACGCUGCUACCUACUCCUUGUUAUUCAUUGGUAUGGUGGAGUGUAUCGGUAUAGCCUGGGUAUACGGUGCUGACAGAUUUUUGAGUGACGUUGAGUUGAUGUUGGGUCAUCGUCCCAGUGUGAUAUGGAAGUACAGCUGGAAAUUUGUCGCCCCGAUAGCACUGUUGGCCAUCCUCCUGUUCACAGCGAUUGAUUUCAACCCCACGGAAUACAACAAACAACCAUUCCCGGGCUGGGCUGAUGGACUGGGCUCUCUAAUAACAAUAUCCUCUAUCAUAAUGAUCCCCAUUGUCGCAGUCUACCUAAUCCUUAAGGAAAAGGGAUCAUUCGGGGGUUCGAUUUUUGAUCUUAUCAAAUAUCUGACAAAACCAACAGAAAAUUGGGGUCCUUAUCUCAAAGAGCAUAGAGCACAGCGGCAGAUGAUGGGCGACGGCUUCAUUCAUGAUGCACAAAUUCCGUUAAAAGAAAAAGCGUAGAGCCAUGAUGUAUAAUGAUAAUUAGGAGAAGAAAGCAGAUCUCCCAACACCAGUUGUUGUGGUGAUGUGCUAAAACAGUUUAAAGAAUGCAGCUGAUUUAGUAGAUGAAUAAGAGCAUUUGAAAUUUUAACUCCAAAUUGCAGGAAUUUGAUUUUUGUAUUUUUUUUUACAUCAUUUGUGAGGCUGUGAAUAGGUGCAUAAUAGAUUUUGUCAUUGGAUGUAUUUAGGUGACGUUAAUUACAUCCUGAAAACAAUAUUUUUCUUUCUGUGUGCAUUAUUUGAACACCGUCACAGUACAGAGAUUGUGCUUCCUUGAAAUGGAAAACUAAAUAUGUAGGUUGACAUGGAAAUCAAAUUGAAACUGCCAACAUGUAAAACAAUGAACAAAGCAUACAGUUGUAUCUGUGAUGUUAUGAAUGAUUACCUCACUUUUAAGAAUGUUGUGUAUAUAUAUCAAUAUAUUUAUACAUAUGGAAUUGCAUUUCAUCUUGUCUUCAUAUUUUGACACAAUAUGUGAUUUAUAAGAAAAGGAUUGAGUUAAUUAUGUAUGCAUGUUUACAUGUAUCUGUAACAUAUUUUCAAUAACAGAACAACUUUGCUGUGUGGGUGCGUUUGUGCUAAAUUUCUAAUUUAUAUUACCUUAUAGCGGGUUUUUUCCAUGAGGUGAUAAAUUUGGCUUAUUUUAGCGGUUUGAUAUCUUUCCUCCAAAAUUUCACUCGCAAAUAUGCACCCAAUAGCAACUUCAGUAUUAGCAAGAGAUAACUCUAAAAUUACUAGCAUACCUUUGAGCCAGCAAAUCGCCAAAUUUUAGACCUGCAGAAAAAACCCACUCUACGGUAUUUGUUAGGAUUGUGUUUUGUUUUUUUGUUAAUACAUUUUUUAUUGUUGAAAAUUUGCAACAGCCAUUAUGUCAAAAAAAAUGUCAUCAUAAGAGAAAUGAUUUGUCGUAGAUCUGUGGGACAUUGGAUUGUGAUUGUCCACUUUAUGUGCUUUGUGUGCCUUUAAUAUCAUGUUUUGUCAGUAAACCAGAAUAAUCUGAAUAUCACCAGUACGAUGUUUAUAACAAUGUGUCGGGGAUUUUCUGUUUUUUUCUCUGCAUCACCAUCAUUUGCUUUUAGUACCCUGCUCCCUGCAUCAAUAUUGUACAUGUCCUGUUCUCCAGUGUUAUACGUAUAGAUACAAUUUUGUUGUGUUCAGAUCUGUUUGUACCGUCUACAGAUCUAAUCAUGCCGUCUACAGAUCUGAUCGUGCCAUCUACAGAUCUGUUUGUGCUGUCUACAGAUCUGUUCUCAUCAUGCUGUCUACAGAUCUGAUUAUGCUGUCUACAGAUCUGAUCGUGCUGUCUACAGAUCUGUUUGUGCUGUCUACAGAUCUGUUCUCAUCAUGCCGUCUACAGAUCUGAUUAUGCUGUCUACAGAUCUGAUCGUGCUGUCUACAGAUCUGAAUGUGCCGUCUACAGAUCUGAUUAUGCUGUCUACAGAUCUUGUGCUUUAUAAACAAGAGUGCUAUAAUGAAAUGUGCAUCAAUGUACAAAGUUAUUUUAGUGAUGAUUUUAUACUUGUAUACUGUGUUUAGUGUUCUGCAAUAUUGAAGCAUAAUUUAUCACUGAGUGUAAUAAGUGUUAUUUUGUAUUACUCUGUAGUGUGUACAUUUGUACAGUUUUAGCUUUUUAUGGAUUGUAAGGAACAGACUGCAGAAGCAUGUCCUUAUAAGAUAUACAUAGUCAUUGAAAAGGGACACACUCCAUUCAUUGAACGAGAAAUUUCCCAUGACAUUGAACAAGAAAUUUCCCAUGACAUUGCACAAGAAAUUUCCCAUGACAUUGAACGAGAGAUUUCCCAUGACAUUGCACAAGAAAUUUCCCAUGACAUUGAACGAGAGAUUUCCCAUGACAUUGAACAAGAAAUUUCCCAUGACAUUGCACAAGAAAUUUCCCAUGACAUUGCACAAGAAAUUUCCCAUGACAUUGAACGAGAGAUUUCCCAUGACAUUGCACAAGAAAUUUCCCAUGACAUUGAACGAGAGAUUUCCCAUGACAUUGAACAAGAAAUUUCCCAUGACAUUGCACAAGAAAUUUCCCAUGACAUUGCACAAGAAAUUUCCCAUGACAUUGAACAAGAAAUUUCCCAUGACAUUGAACAAGAAAUUUCCCAUGACAUUGAACGAGAGAUUUCCCAUGACAUUUAACUUGAAAUUUCCCAUGACAUUGAACAAGCAUCUCCCCGUGACAUUAAACAAGGAAUUUCCCAUGACAUUAAACUAGAAAUCUCCCAUGACACUGGAAUGGGAAUUUCCAAUAGAAUUGCAAAUCUUGAGUGUAACCAUGUAUUAUUGGAACACCUUUCUUUUUUUUUCACUCUACAUGUAAAUCUGACAAGAAAAAAUAAUCACAGUUAUUUCUACAUUUGUGUGUGUGACUAUAUGUAUAUUUAUUACAAUGCAUUUUUAAAAUGUAACAGCCUCUGUUGUUUCCUAAUUUUAGUACUAUUAAAUGAUUUUAGAUGUUUCUUUCAAAUUCCGAAGAAUUCAUCCAGACAUAGAAUAUUUUAGAGGUUAAUCAACCAGACAUGAUGAAAUUUAAUCUUUGGAGCCCACCCGUUUUACAUUACACACCUAUGAAUGACUUUUGUACACAUUUAGAUAGUUUUCACUGUGUGUUCAUGUAUAAUUGAUUAUUAGCUCACCUGAGCCCCUAUGACGGGCUCAGGUGAGCUUUUCUGAUCACCUGUGGUCAUGUACAUAUGUCUGUUUUUCUGUCCAUCUGUCUGCAAACUUUAUUUUUUACCAAUUCCAAUAAAACUUAACUUCAAGGAUUGCUUGAUAAAGGGGAUUUGAAUUGGAUCAAAUUAAGGGUCACACCCUUUCCAAAGGGGAGAUAAUUAAGAAUUGGUUAAAAUAUAUUGUCAUCUUCUUGAGUACUACUGGAUCAGAAAAAUGAAACUUGUGUGAAAGCUUCCUGAAUGAGUGUGGAUUCAAAAUUAUUCAAACGGCUAGGAUGGGGCGGCAACAGAGGAUCAAGGUUUUAAAUGGGAAUAGAUAUAGGAACAAUGUUUAAAAAUCUUCCUCUCAAUAACAUUAGGGCCAUGAUUAGUCAUCUUGAUAUGCAAACAUUGACUGGUAGUGCUGAUUCAAGUUUGUCCAAUCAAUGGUGAGGGAGGAUGGGGCCUCAAUAGGGGAUCAAAGUUUGACAUGGUAAUAUAUGGGGGGGAGGUCUUCUCAACUCAAGGUCAGCAAGGUCAUGGUUUGUGAUAUUAAUAUGCAAGCAUCCUCAGGUAGUGCAGUUCUGGGGGGAGUGUAUGGCCAUGAUGGUGGAUUAGACUUUUACAUGACAAUGUAUGAGGAUUUUUUUAAUAAUUUUUUUUUCUCGCGCCCAGUAGGGCCAUGAUUAGUCAUGUAAAUAUUCGAGCAUUGACUGAUGCUGCAGACUGAUUAGGAUUGCUAUUUUGUAGUAUAUAGGGAUUCAGAUAUUUAUAUGAGAAUAUUUAGGGAAUUUGAAACAAUCUUUUCAAGAGUAGAAGGUCACAUUAAAUAUAUCCAAAUGCAGAAAUUUCCAAGUGUAUCCUGGGUCUUUUUCUCCAGAACAGCAAAGUCAUGUUGAUAAUGAAGCAUCCCCAUGUUGUGUUGCAGUAGGUUCAAGUUUGGUUAAGUCAUGACCCCAUGAGGAUAGAUUUGGGUCAUUACAUGGGGUUAAAGAGGAUAAAAAUCUUUUGGAGAAUGAGCAGCAGGCCAAAGUGACUCAGGUGAGCGUUGUGGCCCAUGGGCCUCCUGUAGUCUUUGAUAGCAUUUCAGGAAUUGUCAGCAUUAUACAGAGUCACAUGACUGCAGUUUUGUAGUGGAUGUGAAAUUUUAGUUCGCUGGGAAUUGUGAGUGUAGGUCACAUGUUAAAACUUGUCGCUAGACAGCAGAUUUUACAGUUGAUGUAUAGUUUCCCUGAUAAAGGGAGGCAUUCAUAUUUUGCAUACAUAUUCCUUGUGCCAAUAACUUUCGAUGAUUCCAAAGAUUUUGAACUUGUUAUUUCUCAUUGGCACCUGUUCAGCAUUUAAAAAAGAUAUUAUCAGUACAAUGUUUUGAAGUUCAUAAAUAAGGAAAAGACCUCGAUACUUGGAAUAUAUUUUUGUGUUCGGCAAACCUGUAUUUCAAUGUUUCCAAAUCCCUUACUUUUUCCUCUGACCCACUUUUUGAAUAAUAUAUAGGAGUGAAAAUGUUCACAUGAUAAAGUACAUACAUUUGACCGAGUCCAACAUGUACAAUAUCUAGGGGUACUGUAGAAUCAGUUAAAUUCGUGGGGGCCAAUUUUCGUGGAUUGCUGAAUUUUUAUGGGUUCGUGGGGACGUAAUUUCGUGGAUUUAUAUAUUUGCAAGAAAGAUAACUCUGGAAUGUAAUUAUGAUUCUUUAUUCGUUGAGGAUGUAAAUUCGUGGAUGAGGGGUACCCACGAAAAUUGAGCCACCACGAAUUCUAAUGAUUCCACAGUAACUGAAUGUCUCACACCCACACCCCACCCCCAGAUUUUAUGAAUGUAUUUCAAAAAUCAUUAAGAUAUUGAUUCCCUUCAGUAUCUCAAAAUUAGAUACUUCAGAAUUAGUAUUUAUAUCAGGUCAUUGUUUCCUUAUUUGUAUAAACUUUACAACAUUGUAGCACUUUUUACCAUGUAUGCUCUCAAGCAGCAAGCAAAACCAGCAUCUCGGAUAUUGUCAGCAUGCCAAAAUGAUUCCCAUAUCACAUCCAAUUCUGUAGUGUCAACAUGCCAAAAUGAUUCCCAUAUCACAUCCAAUUCUAUAUUGUCAGCAUGCCAAAAUGAUUCCCAUAUCUCAUCCAAUUCUAUGUCAGCAUGCCAAAAUGAUUCCCAUAUCUCAUCCAAUUCUAUGUCAGCAUGCCAAAAUGAUUCCCAUAUCACAUCCAAUUCUAGUUUUGUAACAUGUCUACACUUGUAUUGUGAAAAACAUUUGUUUAUAGGGCCCCGCAGUGGAUGGGUGGAAAACAGCUAUUGAAUUUGAAAAAUUUAUUUGCAUCAUUGGGUUACAGAUUUGGCUUUGGGCUCUCUUGAGAUAUUUUUGAAAGCAUUAUGGACCCUGAAUUUUGAAAUUUUCAGUGUUUUGACUUUUCCAGACACUGAAUUGAAAAUCCAUGCAUAGGGUAAAUCAAUCUCUGAUUGAUUGUAUUAUAAUUAGCAAAAGUAAGCUGAUUUAUUUGAGAUUUUUCAACUCUUGACUUCAUUGAAUCUUAACCAGGUGAUUCCCUGAUACCCAUACACACGAGAACUGUUCUGUAAAAGCAGGCAUUCCCGAUCAUAUCCUAUAAGUACGUGUAUUCAACAAUUCCCCUUUAUUGUUCCCCUCCUGGAUUGUUGGAGAACUUUGUUAAAUGUGACAGGCACAAUUAUAUACAUGUCCUUUAAUGAUAGCACGUACAUGGUGUAAUUAAGCAUUGUGAUCAGAUAAAUUAUUUGUGUUUGCAUUUUAUGACCUAUUUCAUAUUGAGAUGCCAUUUGUAGCAUUCCAGGCAUGUAAAGUAAAAUGAUAUCUUUGGACAGCCAUGAAGUGUGUUAAUUUCAGCAUUAAAUAAAAAUUUAACUGGGUUGUAAGUCUCCCCAUGCCUGAAUUUCAGCUAUUCCAUGUCAUUCAUCAAGGGGGAAAAACUCCUGACAAAAGAGGGAAGUUGUUGAACUUUUGAUCGCCAUUUUUUAUGUAUGUAGAUUUCAGUGAUUGUCAAUAGUAUUGCUUUGUGGCAUCUUAUUUUUGCUUAGUUUGGGAGUGUAUAGUAAAUAUCAAAGAAGUGAAAUUAAAUUUAAUAAUGGUGCAAGUCUUGGUUACCCUAAACCAGAGCUGCUUACUUUAUCUAUAGUUAUCAACUAGUCAUAGAGGGUUUUAAUUGGCAGAAUGAUGAAUUGUUUGAGAUACAGUUAUGUAAAUUAUGUUUUAUUGUACAAUAGAGAAGCUUCCUGACGUGUGCAGUACAUCUAUAAUGUCUAGUCAGUUUUGUAUUGGCCUACAUAUCGUCAGUGAUUUUGUUUUAUUUUACGUUUUGUCAAUUUAACUUUUCUGUGAUGGGACUGUAUCUGUAUGCAAUUUUAAAUGAAUGUCCUCCAUAAUUCUGAAAUGUUUUGAAUUUUUACUCUUACAUCUGUCCAAAUCUGACUUUUUGAGUAAUAAAUCUUCACGACGCUGA
This is a messenger RNA of Ostrea edulis (European flat oyster), 8198 nucleotides long. RefSeq names its product sodium- and chloride-dependent glycine transporter 2-like. The record is from RefSeq and is a predicted model, not a curated record. Gene Ontology annotation, biological process: sodium ion transmembrane transport. Bases 155 to 2032 code for a protein of 625 amino acids. Lineage: Eukaryota; Metazoa; Mollusca; Bivalvia; Ostreida; Ostreidae. The transcript has 15 exons. Gene Ontology annotation, cellular component: membrane.